Messenger RNA from Saccoglossus kowalevskii, 1313 nucleotides. RefSeq names its product NADH dehydrogenase (ubiquinone) complex I, assembly factor 6-like. The record is from RefSeq and is a predicted model, not a curated record. Lineage: Eukaryota; Metazoa; Hemichordata; Enteropneusta; Harrimaniidae. Gene Ontology annotation, biological process: biosynthetic process.
UGUCAAAGUUGAACAACAUGUCUGCUUCCAUGAAAUUAAAGCGUCUGCAAGGGGGAGUGGCAUUUAUUUGCCAUUUGAGACAUGGAAUCCCGAAACCCUUUGAUGAAAAAACGACUAAGAGAUGGAACUCUACCAAUGCUUCCACAAAUGAGCAUUAUUGCAUGGAUGUCGUCAAGAAACAUGAUUAUGAAAAUUUCUUGUGUACGCUUUUACUGCCAAAAAAUGCGAGAACAGCAACAUUUGCUCUGAGGGCAUUCAAUGUUGAUGUAGCUACAGUAAAAGACAAUACAUCAGAUAUCAAGAUUGCUCAAAUGCGAAUGCAGUUUUGGAAGGAAACAAUAAAUGAAAUUUAUCAAGGUUCACCGAGACAAACACCAAUUGCAUGCGAGUUGCACAGAGCAGUUGCUAGUCAUAAACUGUCAAAGAGAUGGUUCUCAAGGAUCAUUGAAGAAAGGGAGAGAAAUUUACACGAUAAGGCUCAUGCCAGUUUAGAAGAUGUUGAAAACUCUGCUGAGAAGACCACCUCAUCAUUGUUAUACCUCAUACUAGAGACAUUAGGUUUGAAAGAUGUGAAUGCUGACCACGCAGCCAGCCACAUUGGUAAAUCACAUGGUAUUGUCACUCUGCUGAGAUCUACACCACACCAUGCCAGUAGAAGAAGAGUUUACUUACCAAUGGAAAUUCUUAUAAAGUAUGGCGUGUCACAAGAACAGAUCCUACGUGGAAAAACAGAACAGAAUUUGAAAGAUGCUGUCUUUGAGAUUGCAAGUCAAGCUAAUUCACAUUUACAGAAGGCACAGUCAAUGAAGAAGGAAAUACCAAAAGAAGCAUAUUCAGCCUUUCUUUUGACAACUCCAAUUGAAAUAUAUUUAAAGAAAAUCCAGCAAUCUGACUUUGAUGUUUUCCACCCUACACUGCAACAAAAGAACACAAUGCUACCAUUUAAGCUAUGGACCAAAUCCAUGAGGAGUGCUUAUUGAUAACAUUGCAAUAGCGUUCCAUCAAUAGAAGACACAUCAGCUGGCUUGAUUACUUAGCAAGGUGAUGUCUGAAGAAGGAAGGCUGUUGUAGAGCUGCAUUAGGAGUAUGCAAAUACUUGUGCACAAUAAGGGUUAUUUAUGCAUGCAGAUAUGCACAGGCAAAAUACUGUAACAAUACUAUCACAUACAGUACUGUGAGGGUUUCUACAGUAGAAACUACAUGUAAGUAAGGGGUGAACAGUUUGAAAUGCUUGGAGAGUACAUGCUUCUAUGUACAUGUAAGUAAGGGGGUGAACAGUUUGAAAUGUACAUAGUACAUGCUUCUAUGUUAAA